Molecule: messenger RNA, 2275 nt
Organism: Epinephelus moara (kelp grouper)
Lineage: Eukaryota; Metazoa; Chordata; Actinopteri; Perciformes; Serranidae
Gene: acads
Product: acyl-CoA dehydrogenase short chain
Exons: 10
Coding region: 97-1314 (405 amino acids)
Biological process (GO): butyrate catabolic process; fatty acid beta-oxidation using acyl-CoA dehydrogenase
Cellular component (GO): mitochondrion
Molecular function (GO): flavin adenine dinucleotide binding
Source: RefSeq, a predicted model, not a curated record
AUUCCGACAGCACGUGAAGGCAGCAAUAUGCUUGAUAACAGUUGAGUUAAACUGUGAUUGUGCUCAGACUGUACCUGGAGCCGAGAGGAAGGAGCCAUGGCUGCACUGUUCAAAGCAAGGAGAGCUCUUGGCUUGUGUCUCACUGGUUGUCGAAGUCUGACUCAGCUAGCAGAGUUACCAGACACUCAUCAGCUUCUCAGACAGACCUGCAGAGACUUCGCAGACAGAGAGCUGAUCCCCAUCGCUGGCAAAUUAGACAAGGAACAUGCCUACCCUGCCAAACAGAUUGAGGAGUUGGGGGCGCUGGGGGUGAUGGCCAUGGAGGUCCCAGAGGAGCUGGGUGGAGCCGGGAUGGACUAUCUGGCGUACAGUUUGGCUGUGGAGGAAAUCAGCAGAGGCUGCGCCAGCACUGGAGUCGUGGUGUCCGUUAAUAACUCUCUCUACAUCGGCCCGAUACUGAAGAACGGCACAGAAGAACAGAAGAAGCAGUGGAUCACACCGUUCACCACGGGAGAGAAGGUGGGCUGCUUCGCCCUCAGUGAGCCAGGUAAUGGCAGCGACGCUGGUGCAGCCUCCACGAUCGCUCGUCAGGAGGGAGACGAGUGGGUGCUGAACGGAACCAAAGCGUGGAUCACCAACAGCUGGGACGCCUCUGCCACCAUCGUGUUCGCCACCACAGACAAGAAACUCAAACACAAGGGUAUCAGUGCCUUCCUCAUCCCCAUGCCACACCCGGGGCUCUCUCUGGGGAAGAAGGAAGACAAGCUGGGCAUCAGAGCCUCGUCCACUGCUAACAUCAUCCUGGAGGACUGCAGGGUGCCACUGGGCAACAUGCUGGGCCCACGUGGAGCUGGAUUCAAGAUUGCAAUGCAAACCCUGGACAGCGGACGGAUCGGCAUCGCAGCUCAGGCUCUCGGUAUCGCUCAGGCAUCUCUGGACUGUGCCGCAGACUACGCACUCAAACGCACCGCGUUUGGAUCACCCAUCGGCAAGCUGCAGGCCAUACAGUUCAAACUGGCCGACAUGGCUUUGGCAAUAGAGAGCGCACGUCUGCUCACCUGGAAGGCUUCACUUCUUCGAGAUUCAAAGAACCCCUUCACCAAGGAAGCGGCUAUGGCCAAACUCGCAGCGUCUGAAGCUGCCACAUUCUGCUCACAUCAGGCGAUCCAGGUUCUGGGUGGGAUGGGUUACGUGUCCGACAUGCCCGCCGAGAGGCACUACCGCGACGCUCGCAUUACAGAGAUCUACGAGGGCACCAGUGAGAUCCAGAGACUGGUUAUUGCCGGCCAGUUACUGAAGGAAUACCAGUCAUAGACAAACUUCUGCCAGUGCCUUUGCUACAGUAUGGACAUAUAAUUUCAGAUCUGGAGUCAGAUAAAAAUCAACCGGGACAUCACCUCAUCCAUAAAGAUAAAGAAGAGCCAGUACGAGCUGAGGUGCAGCUUUUAUUCAUUUUGGCAGCAGGUCUUAAUGUCGGGGUUAGAUCAGAGACGAUGAUACACAAGUUCAGAUGAUUUUAUGAGUCCAUUGCCUCAACUGUAAACGGGUCUCUGCUGCCUUAUAAAGAAUAUCCGUGUGUUUCUGGUUUCAAGGGUCAGUUCACCUACACGUAUUUUCACAAAGGAAAUAAUUCUUGGUGCUCAAAAGCCUAAAUCUUACACUUAAAGGAAUGUAAGAUUUAGGGGGAUUUAGUGGCAUGUAGUGGUGCUGAAACUUCUCCUGGUUAGGAUUCCUUCAGUGUUCAGGAGGUUUUUAAUGUGAGCCGAAUCAUCCUCAGAGGUCUCUUCUUUUCUAAAACUGACAAAUAGACCCAAGUUUAAUCCCGAUGAUAUCAAGAAUGAGUCUCCACUCUGAGAUUCGGUUGAACUGACUCUUUAAGAUCAUGAGAGGUUUUAACCAGCAGAGGGCGACAGCAUGCCUUCAUGUUUCUUAGACCCACUUCUUCCUCACACACAUUCAUGGAUCACAUGAAACACUGCAAAUGCAUCACACGUGUUUUCAGAAUGUACACACUGACUAAAGUUUUAGUAAUUUAAUGUUCUGGAUGGCAGUUAGAGUUUAUACUUGAAUGAUCGUAGCGUAUAAAGUCUGUUGGCCUGAACGUUGAAGCAGUUUGGGUUUAAAUCUGCAAGAGGCUGUGUUUAAUAGAAAGCUUUGUGUUGGGUGUUUUCACAGACCUCUGUGCCUCAAUGAUGUGUACAUAUUUUAUUGUAAUUUAUUGUGUGCAGAUGACGAUUACAAUACAACGACAGGACUUGUCACAGAGAAAUUAUGG